AAGGAAGGAAGGAAGGAAGGAAGGAAGGAAGGAAGGAAAGAAAGAAAGAAAGACAGGUUUAGAACUUGCCUGGGUUUAUAAAAAGAGAGAGCAGGUCACAACGUCACAGUGUUAACAUUUGGUGGGACGCGGGUAGAGCCGGUGCAGACUCUGGCCCUGUGGCACUCGGGGUUGAUUUUUCUUUCACUUUGCAAACGUUUCUGGUGGGCGGAACAUUUCGUCAUCUCUUUAUUUCCUAAGCUGUGUUUCAACUUCCUUCUGGAGUUAGUCCUUUUCUGCACUAAUCACAGUUCUUUGCAGAAGAGAACCUGACACAGUGUGGGCAGCCACAGCUAUUAAAUGCACCCCUGAAAGGUCUGCAAAAUGAAAUCACCAGUGAAGUUUCUGUGGCUUAUGUUAUGGACCGUUUGUAUAGCAGAAGAUUGUAAAGAACCUCCUCCAAACACACAGACAGAAAUUCUCUCAGGUUCCUGGAAUGAUCCACAGUAUGCGGAGGGCACUCAGGCCAUAUAUAAAUGUCGCCCUGGAUAUCGAAGUUUCGGUGCUAUUGCAAAGGUGUGCAGAAGCGGAGAGUGGGUGGCCCUUCAUCCAUCGAGGAUUUGUCACAAACGGCCCUGUGGGUACCCUGGCGACACUGCCUUCGGUUCAUUUGAUCUGGAGGAAGGAAGUGAGUUUGUGUACGGUGCCACGGCGAUUUACACGUGUAAUGAGGGGUAUAAGCUGGUAGGUGAGAUUAAUUUCCGAAAAUGUGAAGCAGACGGAUUGUGGACCAAUGAUGUUCCUGUAUGUGAAGUCGUUAAGUGUUUACCAGUGGCAGAACCAGAGAACGGUAGAAUCGUCAGUUCUGCGUUGGAAAUGAACCAGGAAUACACUUUUGGGCAAGUGAUACGAUUUGAGUGUAACCCGGGCUUCAUGCUUGAUGCAGCUAAAGAGAUUCAUUGCUCAGUGGAUGGAGCUUGGAGUGGAGAGAAACCCAACUGUGUGGAAAUUUCGUGUAAGGUACCACGCAUUCCAAAUGGACAGCCUAUAUCCCUGAAGAACACUUAUAAAGAAAAUGAACGACUUCAAUAUAAAUGUCUCAGAGGCUAUAGUUACAGUGGGAGAGCAGAUGCCGUGUGCACGAAAUCUGGGUGGACUCCACCCCCUGCAUGUAAAGAAAUGACAUGUGAUCCUCCACAUAUUGCAAAUGGUGGCUACGGUCCUAAAAGGAACACAUACAGACUCGAGGAUGAAGUCACAUACUGGUGCAAAGAUGGCUUUUAUCCCGUGACCCGAGGAUCCACGGCCAAAUGCACGAGAACCGGCUGGGAGCCGCCUCCACGAUGCAGCUGUAAGUUCCAGGCACGUCUUGACCUGCUUCUUAACUCUGAAAUUGCUUUCUCUGAAACACGCAAAAAUGGAGACCCGGAAGGUCCAAAUGUUUGCCUUAUGUCAAUGCAAAGCAGAGGAUUUUCGAGGCUUCUUUGCUUUUACAAAGCAGCCAAUGACAAGUUGGAAAAAACCAUAUCAUUGUAAGUGAGAAACCCAUUU
Pteropus alecto (black flying fox) is the source of this 1530-nucleotide messenger RNA. Its product is annotated as complement factor H. NCBI's taxonomy places the organism in Eukaryota, Metazoa, Chordata, Mammalia, Chiroptera, Pteropodidae. The record is from RefSeq and is a predicted model, not a curated record. The transcript is spliced from 7 exons. Bases 364 to 1515 code for a protein of 383 amino acids.